Messenger RNA from Pedinophyceae sp. YPF-701, 1689 nucleotides. NCBI's taxonomy places the organism in Eukaryota, Viridiplantae, Chlorophyta, Pedinophyceae. The record is from the annotation of a GenBank genome assembly.
AUGCCGCUCGACGCGGUCCGCCGCGGCCUCGAGGACCUCCUCGCGGCGUGGGGCGCGGCCGCGGGCGGCGCCGAGGUCCUCGUUCCGCGCCCGAAGCGCGGCUCCCCCGCGCACCAGCUCAACCAGGGCUACGCCAUCGUCACCGCGGGGUCGCCCGACGCCGCCGCGGCGCUCGUGGCGCGGUUCGCGCGCGACGCCCCCCGCCUCCACGACUGCGUGCUCACCGCGCGCCCCGCCGUCCCGCCGACGGCCGCGCGGGCCGCCGACACGGCCGCCGACACGGACACGGCCGCGGACACGGCCGCGUCGUCGUCGUCGUCGUCGUGGAACGGGCCGCGGGCCGCGGGGCUGCUGGACGCGCCGCCCGCGCGCUCGCUGCAGUCGGCGCUCGAGGCCGCGGGGUUCUUCCUGAGCUCGUACGCGCCCGGGGAGCAGCGGUGCGUGUGCCCGCAGUGCGGCGGGGGCUCGGGCCGCGAGCCGUCGUGCGCGGUCCGGAUCGAGGACGACGGCCUGUCGGCGGUGUACUUCUGCCACCGCGCCAAGUGCGCGGAGGAGGGCGGGGGCGGGGAGGAGUUCAAGGGCGUGGUGAGCGUGCGGCCGCGGCACCGCGAGGCCCUCCGCGUGGGCGACCACCACCUCCUCGGCACGGGGGGCGACCACCCCCGCGCCGCGCCGCCCGCCGCCCCGGGCAAGCCGCGGUACCAGGUCCCGCGGCUGCACCUCGCGCCGCUGGACGACGAGUGGAUCGCGUGGUUCGCGGCCCGCGGCAUCCCGCGCGACGUCCUCGCGCGCAACCGCGUGCAGAUGGAGGUGGGCCCCGACGGGCGCGGCACGCGCAUGCCCGGGGACCCCCCCGAGGCGCCGCGGACGCGGCCCGCGGUGUUCCCGUACUACCGCGACGGCAAGCUCGUGAACGCCAAGCUCCGCUCGAUCGACAAGCGCUUCCGGCAGGUCAAGGACGCCGAGAAGGUGCUGUGGGGGCUGGACGACAUCCGGGGGGAGUCCUGCGUGGUCGUGGUCGAGGGGGAGAUGGACAAGCUCGCGCUCGAGGUGGCCGGGUUCACGAACGUCGUGUCGGUGCCUGACGGCGCGCCGGCCAAGGUCAAGCCCGGCGACACCCCCCCGGCCGACCCCGCGGCCGACCGCAAGUUCUCCUACCUCUGGAACUCCCGCGAGGCCCUCGACGACGUCACCUCGAUCGUCCUCGCCACCGACGGCGACGGCCCGGGCCAGGCGCUCGCCGAGGAGCUCGGCCGCCGCCUGGGCAAGGAGCGCUGCUACGCCGUCGAGUGGCCCGCCGCGGGCCCCCUGCCGGACUCGGCCGCCGCGCAGGCCGCGCUGGCGCGCGCGCGCGCGACGCCCGCGCUCUCGCGGACGCCGCGGACCCGCCGGACCCCGCCCUCGCGGCCGCCGCGGACGCCGCGGAGGCCGCGCACGCCGCGCUGCUGUCGCGCGACGCCGGCCCGCGCAAAGACGCCAACGACGUCCUCCUGCGCGACGGCGCGGCCGUCCUGCGCGCGUGCGUCGAGGCCGCGCAGCCGCUCCCGAUCCGCGGCCUCUUCACCUUCGGCGAGUUCGCGUACGAGAUCUGGACGGCGUUCGAGUCCGACGGCGGGCUGGGCCCGACGGGGGCGUCCACGGGGUGGGCCGCGCUGGACGACCUGUACCGCGUCGUGCCCGGGGAGCUGA